Molecule: messenger RNA, 2241 nt
Organism: Nicotiana tabacum (common tobacco)
Lineage: Eukaryota; Viridiplantae; Streptophyta; Magnoliopsida; Solanales; Solanaceae
Source: RefSeq, a predicted model, not a curated record
AUGUCAGAACUGCAGAUCAUAGGACUUGGAGGAAACAGGUUUUCAGGUACUCUACCUUCAGAUUUAGGCUGUCGACUGCCCAACCUGGAAAAAUUUUCUUGUAGAAAUAAUCAUUUGAGCGGUUUUAUCUCGUCUUCAAUCUCAAAUUCUUCAAGACUCACAGGACUUGAUCUCUCAUGGAAUAGUUUCACAGAUCCAAUUCCUGAAUCACUUGGUAACUUAGAAUAUCUUGAGAUUUUACACUUGGGGAGUAAUAAUUUUUUCAGUGAUUCAGCAUUGAGCUUCCUUACAUCACUCACAAACUGUAGGAAACUAAGAAUACUCAAAUUUGAUCGGAAUCCGUUGGACGGUGUUUUUCCUGCAUCAGUUGGAAAUUUUUCUGCUAUGCAAAUUUUUGAAGGACAGGGUUGUAAACUGAAGGGCGUCAUUCCUGAAGAAAUUGGUAAUCUUACUGGAAUGACAAGGAUGAGUCUGCAAAACAAUGAGUUGGCUGGACAUAUUCCAAAAACUAUCCAAAGAAUGUUGAACCUUCAAGAACUUUACCUGCAAAGCAACAAGAUAGAAGGACUGAUACCAGAUAUUAUCUGCAAUUUAAAGAGUCUUGGUGCAUUAGACUUAUCAGGAAAUCAUUUUUCUGGUUCAGUGCCACCAUGCUUAGGAAGUGUUACCAGUUUGAGGAAACUUUAUCUAGCUAACAACAGGUUGUAUUCAAGAUUACCUGCAAGCUUAGGGAGCCUUCAAGAUCUCAUAGAAUUCAAUGUUUCGUCCAAUUUAUUCAGUGGGCAAAUACCUUUAGAGAUUGGAAAUUUAAAGGCUGCAACACUCAUUGAUCUGUCAAAAAAUGAUUUUUCUGGUGAGAUCCCCAACAUCUUAGGGUACCUUGAUAAAUUGAUCAAACUUUCUCUAGCACAUAAUAGAUUAGACGGGCCUAUCCCGGAUUCAUUUGGCAAAAUGCUGGCCUUGGAAUACUUGGAUUUGUGCAAUAACAAUCUUAGUGGUGAAAUUCCAAAGUCAUUAGAAGCUCUUGUGUAUCUGAAAUACUUGAAUUUCUCAUUUAAUAAACUCAGUGGAGAGAUUCCCACUGGAGGUCCUUUUGCAAAAUUCACAAGUCAGUCUUUCUUGUCCAAUAAUGCUCUCUGUGGUGAUUCUAAGUUUCAUGUGUCACCAUGUGUCAUCAAAUCUACCAAGAGGUCAAAGAGGAAAAAGACAAUCUUGGUUUUGUACGUCCCUUUGGGAGUGGGCCUGCUUUUUCUUGCAUUAGCCCUUGCAUAUGUAUUUUUAAGAUUGCGAAAGAAAAAGAAGAAUGCAGGUCAAGCAGAUGUGUCAUUGGUAAAGGGGCAUGAAAGAAUUUCCUAUUAUGAACUUGAACAAGCAACAGAAGGAUUCGGUGAAAGCAACUUGAUUGCUAAUGGGAGUUUCAGCAUGGUCUAUAAAGGGAUACUUAAGGAUGGUACUCUUUUAGCAGCAAAGGUAUUCAAUGUGCAAUUAGAGGGUGCAUUCAAAAGUUUUGACACAGAAUGUGAGAUGCUAAGAAACCUCCGCCAUCGAAAUCUUACCAAAGUCAUCACUAGUUGCUCCAACCCUAACUUCAAAGCCUUAGUAUUGGAAUACAUGCCUAAUGGGACACUUGAUAAAUGGCUAUACUCUCACAACUUGUUCUUGGAUUUAUUGCAGAGAUUAAAUAUAAUGAUAGAUGUUGCAUCUGCAAUGGACUAUCUCCACAAUGGCUAUUCAACACCUGUGGUGCAUUGUGAUUUGAAGCCAAGCAAUGUCUUGCUAGAUCAAGAUAUGGUUGGCCAUGUCACUGAUUUUGGCAUCGCAAAAUUGUUAGGUGCAGGGGAGGCUUUUGUACAAACUAGGACAAUUGCAACCAUUGGAUAUAUUGCUCCAGAGUAUGGACAAGAUGGUUUAGUAUCCAUGAGCUGCGAUGUAUAUAGUUUUGGCAUCAUGAUGAUGGAGACAUUUACAAGAAUGAGACCAAGUGAUGAAAUAUUUACUGGAGACUUGAACAUACGACAGUGGGUUAGUGAUUCUUUUCUAAGUGAGAUUCAUAAGGUGGUGGAUGCAAAUCUGGUACAACCAGGGGAUGAACAAACCGACGCAAAGAUGCAGUGUAUGUUAUCUGUCAUGGAAUUAGCUUUGAGCUGCACUUCGGUGACACCUGAUGCAAGAAUUAGUAUGAAAGAUGCUCUUUCAACCCUCAAAAAGAUCAAGCUCCAGUUUGUCAAUAGUCGCCACUAG